Molecule: messenger RNA, 669 nt
Organism: Exophiala spinifera
Lineage: Eukaryota; Fungi; Ascomycota; Eurotiomycetes; Chaetothyriales; Herpotrichiellaceae
Exons: 1
Coding region: 1-669 (222 amino acids)
Source: RefSeq, a predicted model, not a curated record
AUGUCCGUCACUCUGACAACAGAGGUCUCCUGGACUCUUGUCAAAUUUGAGAAGCUCGACUGGCCGAAAAAGGAGCCUCCGAUCGCAUGUCUUUCUUUCGGGCCGGGAGCCUCAAAUGCCUUGGAAUUCCCGCAGAAAUUGAGAGGCGUGAAUUGGGUGCAGUACCCUGGUGCUCCAUAUCUACAAUUGUGGCAUUCACCGCAAAAUGCAAAGGAAAGCAGCACCGAAUCCCCCGGCUUGACUUUUGUUACACCCUUCCCAACCCGGAUCACAUAUCCUGCUCUUGAUCUCAAUGUCAGCAUAUCCUUAAAACUCAAUGAACUGACGCUCACCUUCGUGCCCAAGUACACGCGGAUAAGGAGGAACUGGAAAGCCGACUCCGUCUGGGAAAGAACCGCAUCCCAGGUCCGUGUGGCAAACACCACUAGCUACGAUUUUUACGAGCACUUCACCCUCAGCAGGGGCGUGGACCUCGACAUCUUCCAGCUUCCAUUGCCGAUGGCCAUCCCGUGGAGGGUGACACACUAUUGCUCUUGCAAGAUCUGGAGCCAUAAGGAAUCUAGUGAAAGGGAUGUCUUGACAGAUAGUGUUGAUUCGAAAGCGACCAUGACAGAUAUUAUGCAAUGUUCCUACAUUAACCCUGUGGACGUGCCGUCCUUUGUUCUCUAA